GAAGGGCGGGAGGGGGGGAGGGAAAAAAGGGCCGGUCCCUUCUUAUGUCGCGGCGGCGGCGGCAGCAGCAGCAGCAGCAGCACCAGCGCUGAGGGGAUGGCACAGAGCCGGGCCUAGCGAGGCAGCUGCCGCCAUGAGCGGAGUAGCGGUUGGCGGCCAGGGAAGGAGCGACGGCGGAGGAGGAGGAGGCGGCGGCGGCGGCGACUCUGCAGGCCGCUGGGCUGGCUGGAAACUGCUGGCCUUGGGCCUCCUCUCCGCGUCCUCGGUGCUGGCGGCAGCCCCGGCCGCGCAGGCCAUGGGCAGGGAGGAGAAGCGGCGCCUCGGGUAAGAGCGGCGGCGGCGGGAGGGAGCGGGGGCCCCGCCUUGUUCCGCCCCCGGGCAGGCCGCCCUGUCAGGGAAGAAGUGGCGGCGCUUUCUUCGCUUGUCACCCAAGCCUUCCUGCCGAGGUUGGGAGGAAAAGCGAGGCCCGAGCCCGGCUUCUCCUUAUGGUUCUUUCAGCGGCUAUUAGGGUUGGGAAGGGACCCCGAGGGUCAUCUAGCCCAACCCCCCUGCAACGCAGGAAUCUCAAGUCGUUCUUGGCAGGCGGCCAUUCAACCCUUAAAAACGUCCGAGGAAGGAGAGAACCUGCGUCAAACGAGUCUCUGUGUUCAUGGGUCUCGUAGUUCGUGAAAAAAGGGGUGGGAGCAUGUCAGACGAACCUGACAUGGUUUGCUUUCGUUCUUAGAAUCAUAGUUGGGAAGGAAGGGGUCCCAAGGGUCAUCUAGCCCAACCCCCCAGCAACUCAGGAAUCUCAACUCAAGUUGUUCCUGGCAGGCGGCCAUCCAACCCUUGCUUAAAAACCUCAAGGAAGGAGAGAACCUGCGUCAAACGAGUCUCCGUGUUCAUGGGUCUCGUAGUCUGUGAAAAGGUGGGGGGGAACACGUCAGACGAACCUGACAUGGUUUGCUUUCAUUCUUAGAAUCGUAGUUGGGAAGGAAGGGGUCCCAAGGGUCAUCUAGCCCAACCCCCUGGGCUUUGACCCAGCAUGGGACUUGAACCCACGACCCUCGUCUCCACGCUUUACUGAGGAAUAAUAAUAAUAAUAAGUGUGUCACUAAGAAAGAGCAGGCUGCAAGAUAAAGCAAGGUGUGUUGAGAAGAGGGCCAAGGAAGUGUUGUAAAGAAAGCCCCCUCAUCUUGGUAGCCUGUAAACGUGUUUUAUUAGUCUUUGGUCACUUCUCUUCCUCCUCUCAGCCUCUCUUUUCUCCUCUCUGCCUGGUCGCCUUGAGGGAGUUCCUGUUUGUUAUAGGUGACUAGGCCAGUAAGUAUUCAGAAGUCUGAGAUAAUAGGGUUUCUCUCAAGUCAAGAGUGGCAGGUCUGUGUGUCUUGAUCUCCACCAAAACCACCCAUUUUAUAAAUAAAGGUUAUUCUCCAGGUACAACUCAGAGUUGGGUGGUGGUGCAAGGAAGCUUUCCUCUUACGACUUUUCUAUUUCAUUAUGCAAAAUUCUCCAGAGGUGAACAGUCUACUCAGACUAUAAGUACUUUGUGACUCUCCUGCUACUUGGUUUUGCUUGGUUUUUUUUGGAGGAGUGAGCACUUGCUCAUUUGUCUAUAUAUCUCCAUAGGCAUAUACUGUACAAGAGUUGAGGCUUAGCUUACAGUAGACAGCUACACAUGCUUGAGCUGAAAGUUCAUGAAAAGUAAGUUAGCAUUUCCAAGGGGAGUGAAGGUCUAAUCUUGAGUGAAGUAUCUGUUGUUAGCUAUUUGAGGCUCAUCCUGGUGGGUUACUGUGGGAAAUAGGAGUAUAUGGACCUUUGGUCUGAUUUAGCAAAUCAUGAACCCCAUGAACUGGGGUUUUCCUGUUUCGUAGCCUGGUCUGCUAGAGCAGUACAGCUGGCUAAGCAGCCAAGUUGGCAGCUGGUAUGAAAAGUGUCAUCCAGCUGAUAGAGAUAAAAAGCAUUUAUUGCUCCUGUAAAAUGCAAUUCUGUGUAUGUUUACUUGGAAGUAAACCUCAUGCUUCAGUGAAACUUGCUCUGAAGUAAGUACAUAAGAUAGCAGCCUAAAUCUUACACCAAUUUGGGAGUGCAUCUCAUUGAUUUCAUGGGACUUCCUUCUGAGUAAACAUGCAUAUGAUCAGGGUAUAAAAGGUAAAAGUACCCCUGCCCGUACGGGCCAGUCUUGACAGACUCUAGGGUUGUGCGCGCAUCUCACUCUAGAGGCCGGGAGCCAGCGCUGUCCGCAGACACUUCCGUGUCACGUGGCCAGCGUGACGAAGCUGCUCUGGCAAACCGGCACCAGAGCAGCACACGGAAACGCCGUUUACCUUCCUGCUAUAAAGCGGUACCUAUUUAUCUACUUGCACUUAAGGGUGCUUUCGAACUGCUAGGUGGGCAGGAGCUGGGACCGAACGACAGGAGCUCAUCCCGCCGCAGGGAUUCGAACCGCCGACCAUGCGAUCGGCAAGUCCUAGGCACUGAGGUUUUACCCACAGCGCCACCCGCGUCCCUUGAUCAGGGUAUAGAAUUGGUUAAAAUGAUGCUUGGAGAAAUACACAGCAGCGGUGCCCUAUUGAAGUAAUGAAUUGUCCAUAAAUUGAACAAUGAUUGCUGACAAGGUGAAUUAUUAAAAUAAAGGAAUAAAAGCUCAUAUAUGAAAUUUCUUGCUCCAAAUUGUUUUUAUAUUUUAUUUGGUGUUUAUAUAUUUUAAUUUAUUGUUCAAGGUGAGGAAGGGGGCAAGACAGAUACUUAAAGAAAGGGCUUGUGAUGCUGCACGUGAUCAUGUCAGGAUUGCGAAGGGACACAAAGAGCAGAGCUACGAAUGUUUUCUGUUUCCUGCAUUUUCUUUAAAACAUGCUGUGAAAGCAAAGGAGGUAAAGGUGGAAGCACUGACAAUAACCUGUGGGGUUUUUCUGAGACUGUCAGUGUGAAAUAUGCCAUCCAUCACACUUCCUACCUUGGACAAGUUAAGCAAAUAUUCAGUGUUGGUUCAUUAUUUGUGGCUACUGUUCGCAACAGACUUUCCCAACAUGUGCCGUUCUGAAAAAUAGCUAGGGCAAAAUGGUUUUGCUUCUAGUACUUCUUCUUAGGUACAGGGCAUAGGAAGAUGAAAUGGAUUAAAAUGACAUGCCUAUUGAAAUUCUUGUGAUGGUCAUCACUGGGAAAUAAAAGCCAUGUGAAUAAGUUGGGCUGGAUCUAGAUACGUCAAAGAAGUGAGUCAGUUAAAUGCUUUGUAAGCCCAUAUAGUGGUACAUUGGAUUAAGUACUUAAUUCGUUUUGGAGGUCCGUACUUAACCUGAAACUGUUCUUAACCUGAAGCACUACUUUAUCUAAUGGGGCCUCCUGCUGCUGCCGCGCCGCCGGAGCACGAUUUCUGUUCUCAUCCUGAAGCAAAGUUCUUAACCUGAAGCACUAUUUCUGGGUUAGCGGAGUGUGUAACCUGAAGCGUAUGUAACCCGAGGUACCACUGUACAGGGAAAUCUGGUAGGGAAAGACAGGACUCCACAGCGCCAUCUGGUGUCACAGUGUUAUAUUGCAUAUACAACACAUAUAAAAUGCUUUUUCUUUACCAAUCUGGCUGAGUCCCUGGAGGGCCCAAGAAGCUAUGCUAAUCAGUCCAAGUGGGGCUGCACCAUCCCAUUUUCAGACUUACCAUUUCACUUAUGCCUUCUUUAGUAAUUAGAGGAAAUAAGAAUCUUUUCCUACAUUUUGCAAGCCGUAUUUUCAGUUCUGCCAACCGUCCCCAACCUAGUUCCCUUUAGAAGUUUAGAUAUUCUGAACCACAACUGCUAUCAUCCCUAUCAUUUGCUUUGCUGGGUUUUAGCUGAAUAUACUUUGUCUUUUACAAUACAUUGCAGCUUUAGGUAGUAUUGUUUUCCUUUAUAUCCCGAACUGACAAAUUAUGACUGAUAAGAGUCUAAGUAUCUUGUUUACUACAUGUUGACAGUCUUUUAAAAGCUCUUGGUGCAGUGGUCGCUCCAUCAUCCUCCCUUGGUGCAGUGGUUUGCCUCCAUCAUCCUCCCUACGGAGGUCUAUAGGAGCAACAGUUCCGGAGGCAGAAAGCGACAGGCAGUGCCACAAACCUGGUAUGGUUGAAAGUAAGAAAGGCAGGCAAAUGAGGGUGGACUGAGGACAGUGCUCUGCUUGACCUAAAUGUGAUGAAUUGUUUCUGUUUAAACCUCAUGGUCAGAGAAGGUUUUACUUCACCAGCUAAAUCAUUUUCGCUUUUGUCUCUUCUGUAGGAAUCAAGUAGUGGAAAUGUUUGAUCAUGCCUAUAGUAAUUACAUGGUGAGUAAAAUGACUAUAUGUACUUUUAAAUAACUGCUUCCUUCUACCUUGACUCAGUGUAUCACAUAUCACGUUAAGCCAUAGCUUAAAACAAACUAUCAUAUCUGUGGUUGAGCAGCGUUCUGGUCCAUGGUGCUCCAAAGUUCCCACUGUGCUCCUACUGCCACCAUGACACCGACAAAUAAUCCAGAGUCAAAACCCAUCCUUGUAGCAUGUUUGAAGAGAACCACAAUUUGCUCUUCACUCACUGCUUGUGGUUUGUUCUGGGGAAAUAAAGUACAAGCCUAGGUUCAGAUGACACAACAAGUCAGACUUGCAGCCACAUAUUGUUUGUUCAUAUUGAAGCAUAGUUUGUUUUACACGAUGGUUUAAUGUGACGUAUGAACCAGGCCAUUCUGAGAGAGAUACAUAAGGUAUAAACAUAUGGUGAUGAAUUUCAUUAUUUUAUUUUUUAGGAUUAUAAUCUUGUGUUCUAAUCCUAUAUGGAAACAAGCUCAGUUGCUGUUAAGUGACACUCCUAGACUGCAACCAGGAUAUGGAUGUGGUUCUGCAUAGUCUUAAUAGGAUUUACUUCUGAGUUUGGGCUGCAAUGUUGCAGCUAUAAGUACUUAUGCACCUGAUUUAGUUGUUACACUAAACCAUGGUUGAGAGAGCAUAGUUGUGGUUUGAUGUAAUGUCUGUAUUCACAGACUAGCCUCCAGACUAAAACUGGAAACAUGGUUUGAGAUGGAUCAGCAUGUCCUUACAGUUUGGCAUGAUAUCUGAAUUAAAUUGUAGUUAUGACUGUUGCUCCACAGCUGGAAGGAAAAUGAACGCAGAGAAACUGCGUUAAACCUUAGUUUGUAAAUAUUAGGAAGCUCAAAUGAUGGACUAUGGUUUGCAUUAACCAUGAUUUAGUGUGCUAUCAAAAUUCAGCCAUAGAAUACAACAAAUCUGUGAAUUUGUCAUAGUGUGAUUACUGCAGGGUUUUUGACGCCACUUAGAUCAUAGAUUGUAGAAUCAUCUUGUUGGAAGUGACCAUGAGGAUCAUCUAGUCUGGCAGUGCAGGAAUCCUUUGCCCAAUGUGGGUCUUGAACCCACAGCCCUGAGAUUAAGAGUCAUGCUCUACCAACUGAGCUAUCCCUACAGGCAACUUGCACCUGCUUAAAUAGCUGUCUCUUGAGAGUUACUUGUACACACCUAAGUCUCACAUCUACUAACUGUUCUACAGUUAAUAGAUGUGAGAAUUGACUAACCUACAUAAAACUUAUAAAUAAUGCCAAUAGCAGUUUUUUAAAACCCAGCAGAGUACUUAACAUAUUAGGAAUGCUAUUUUUAUCCCCUCAAGAUCCUUGUGAUGUAGAUGAUCCUCAUUUUACAGGUGAGAACUAUGGCAAAGGGAAAACACCUGUUUGCCUAGCUAACAAGGGCAGUUUGAUAAGUUAUGUUCUGAUAAGGUAUCCUUAUGUUCAGAUAACAUUUUUACCUUAUGUUCUGAUAACAAAUAGCAUGGCACAGGCACCUGGGAUUGCAAGCUCUGUGAUCCAGCAAGUUCCUGGUGAAAUCUCACUCCUCCCACAAAUUCUCCACAUGCUAGAACAAGCCACUAUUCUUUUUAUUACGCCUCUGUUCAGUGAGGGCAAUAGUAAUCUUCUUACAGGGGUAUGGUAAACAUUAUUGACCCAGUGUAUGAAAAGCACUUGGAGCAUGUAGUUAGUUCAAGUGGGCCUUUGCAACAACAAAAUGUUGCAGUGAUAAUUGCUACUGUUCAGGUUUCCAGCCACACCAUGUCUGCUGAGCAUAGAAUGCACACACUGGUGCCCCGUCCCAGCUACUUUAAAAUCAUGGCUCUGUCCUUUUAUUUAUGUGGAUAAUUUUCGCUUCUGUUCUUGGGGACACAUAAAAAUAAUUCCUUUGUAUAAACCAGAAAAUCGCCUCUCUAGACAUUUAGAUGGUGUUUAUAGACCUGUUUCCCUCAUUCUCAGGCUUCAUUUUCCAGUCCUUCCAUUCUACUAUCCCUCCAAAAAAACAACAACCCUCUGGUUGUCCAGUUUAUGCUCUCAACAAUCCAUUUUAUGUGGGCGCUGAUUUUACUAACCAUGUUUUUUACUAAAUAUUUUUGCAAACCUCAGAGUUUCCCUAAAUCUGCUAAUACCAUCUCCUUGUACAUAGUUCGCUCCAGUUUGGCAAUAAGCAGCAGUGGUCAGAGUACUGAAUCUGAAUUAGAGUGUGGGAUUAUUGUGAAAAAGGAACAAUGGAAUUCAAAUUUACACUGCUUGAAGUGAAAUACAAGUGCAUAUAGCAGCUUAUUAAUUGUUUGUGGUUGUUGUGUUUUGGCUUUAUGCUGUCUUGCUUACAUGUGCACACUUGCUUAUGUGUGCAUACUUGUAGACACAGUGCAUAGACACAUGUACAGUUUACAUAAAUGAUGCUCUGUUGUUACGUGUUUAGGAAUAAAAUGCAGUCUUUGAGACAGUGGUGUGGAUUUGAACCCUAAUUAUUAAACAAUUCUAUGGCCUUUUAAACUGUGUGUUGGAAGGUUGUUUUUGUUUGUUACUAUGUUAUGUAUUUUUGAGUUUUUUAUAUUGUAAACCACUUUGUGAUCCUCUAAUGAAGGGUAGUGUAGAAACACAACAAACUAACCAAGUCGGUUGUGCAUAAGGUGUUAGGAAAUGUCCUUCAGUAGACUUUAAAACUGAACCUCUCUUGUGGAAGGGAAACACCAUAGUGAGCUGGGAUUGUACUUUUUGCAGGGAAACAGUGGCUUUCUGUUCUACAUUUGUAGCAUGAAAUGUUUGGGUUAUGUGAAAGCAUGACUUGGCAUAUCCUGGAAGCUUUAAAGUCAAAAGGAUAUGUAUUUGCCACGUAUACUAGGGUAUUAAAUAAACGAAUUGUGUUUCUUGUGUUUGCGAACCUGGCAAGCGAGAUUAUGGUUUUGUACUUUAUCAGAUGGUUUGAUAGUGACAUGUUCUGCAGGCUGCCAUAAAGUGCUGAUUUUUACUGCUGCUUCAAUUUUGUUUUGUUUUGAAGGUAUAUCUGCUACAUUGCAAAAUAUAACCGAUGUUCCCAUUAUUAAACACAGUAUAUAACAGGAAGCUUUCUGCCUGUAGUUAACAGUGCAAUUCCAUACAUGUCUAGUUGAAUAUAUGUUUCACUGAGUUCUAUGGGGUUAGGAUUGCAGCCUAAAAAUAGCUGUUUUCCAUUGGGGGUUUUAUAAAGAAUUGCACAGGGCUUGUAACCUUGCAUCAAUGUUGAAUUUUCCACACUUCUAUGGGGUGAUGCAAAUGCUCCUAUUUGCUUCCAAAGAAAUAUGAAAUGAGAUACAAACUUGGAGAUCUCAUCCAUCAGUAUCUGUAUUAUUUGGAGAACUUCUUUGUUAAUACAGUGGCCACAGCUUGGGUAACUUAUGUUUUGUAUUCAAUACACGUAUACUUGCAUAUGUUUAUAUGUGUAUGUUUCAGUAAUCAUGUCCAUUUUGUUGUUCCCUAACCACCAAUGUACCCCAAAUUUCAGCAUACUCUUUGCACUUUUUUGCAUUAAACAGGAACAUGCCUACCCAGCCGACGAGCUCAUGCCUUUAACUUGCCGUGGAAGAGUUCGUGGUCAAGAACCAAGUCGUGGAGAUGUGGAUGAUGCCUUGGGAAAGUUAGUACUUCGAAAUAAUUCUAGUUAUGUGAAACAGCAAAAAUCUUGUUUCAGGUUCGGUGCUGUGGAAACACAGCCCCACGUGCCUUAUAAAGAAAAACACAGGCAAAUGCAUUCAUUCCACAGUCUUUGGAUAUAAUAAUGUGGACCCAGGCACUUUAUGGAAUCUUCAUUGGGACGUGGGCCUUGCCCAUGCAGUCCUUUUUUGCCAGAAAAGAUUUCAUAAGCAGGAUCUAUUUGGGAAGGCUUUUGUUCACACAAACUCUAGCUUACACUAAGGGUUUUAUGGAAGGUAGAGCAAAGCUCUACUCCCAUGCCACACAGCUUGCAAAGUUUGUAUUGCGGAGCCAUAAGGCAACGCCACUCCCUCCUUCCAUCUAGCUAUAUUGCUUCAUGGCUGAAAUAAGUUGGAGUUGGUUACUUCCUUUAUGGUCUAAACCACCGAGCCUCUUGGGCUUGCCAUUCAGAAGGUCGGCGGUUCGAAUCCCCGCGACGGAGGGAGCUCCCGUUGCUCUGUCCCAGCUCCUGCCAACCUAGCAGUUGGAAAGCACGCCAGUGCAAGUAGAUAAAUAGGUAAUGCUGUGGCGGGAAGGUAAACGGUGUUUCCGUGCGCUCUGGUUUCUGUCACGGUGUUCCGUUGUGCCAGAAGCGGUUUAGUCCUGCUGGCCACAUGACCAGGAAAGUUGUCUGUGGACAAACGCUGGCUCCCUCGGCAUGAAAGUGAGAUGAGCACCGCAACCCUAGCCUUUGACUGGACUUAACCAUCCAGGGGUCCUUUAGCUUUUUGCAUUUCUUCCUUUGUAGUACAGUCAUACCUCGAGUUGAAGUAGCUUCGGGGUAAGUAUUUUCGGGUUGCGCGCUGCAGCGACCCAGAAGUAACGGAGUGCAUUACUUCCGGGUUUUGUUGCUCACGCAUGCGCAGACAGUCAAAAUGAUGUCACGCGCAUGCGCAAAAGUGGUUGUGUUUGCUUCUGGAUGCAAAAGGGGCUCCGGAACGGAUCCCAUUCGCAUCCAGAGGUGCCACUGUACUUAUUUGGAUAAAAUUCCAUACACCAAAUAUGUAGUAAACCUCUGCACAUUUGGCCUUAAAAGUGGAUACUAAAAAUUGUGGAUUUCUGAAAUCUGUGGCAGCAUUUGUCUGGGAGUGGGCAGGUACCAAUGUGUAAUGGCCUUGAAGCUACACAGAAAAUACAAGAAUUGCAGACAGCAUCUUGUUUCACUAGGUGUGAGGACUAUGAAGAGAGCGCUAGUUUUGUUCCUCCUGUGCACUCAAAACAUGCACAGUGAAGUUCUGGCUCCUUUGUACCGGAACUUCUCCAUUCAAACUGAUGUCUUCUUUGUUAGUAAUAACGUGUCAUACUGUUUUUUGGAUGUUUUGUUGUCGCUACAGAUAAAGUGUACUGGGUUCUAAUGUGUUCUUGUGCCUGCUUCUCCCUCACUCAGGUUUUCACUGACACUGAUUGAUACUUUGGACACUCUUGUGGUAAGUUGGGUCACUUCUGAAUGUUACACUUGCACUUCCAUUUUUGGAAGAAAAUUCUUUGACGUGUGUGUAACUUAUGGUUUAAGUCUACUUUAAUCAGAUGGCUUUAGAGACCUUUAUUAUGAUGAAGAAAAACAGUUUCUGCAUUGUAUUGCAAAUAAAAAGUGCUUCUCUGAUAGUCUCAGAGUUAGGACCAGCCUUGGAGAAUACAAGAGUAUUUCUUAAGUGAGUCUGUGAGACCCGACCAGCCUGCUUGCUCUGUAUCGCAUUCUCCUCUUCCAUACCAGGAACUCUUUUGAACUUAUCCCUCUCCUGUCAACUUGUACUUGAGCUCUUCCUGCUUACAUCACCUCCGUGCUUCUUUUGCACAUUCUAUUUCUAUUUGCCCUCACAGACUUGGAUGACUCAGGAGGAACUGUGGGUGCUUUUGAAAUAUGUGUGGUUAAUUUCCCUUUUCCCUACACCCACCUUGCAAUUCAGCCCACACUGAAUUGCGACAUUACAAAACUUCUGAAAGUGGGUUUAGCAGUGGGUGGCAUGGUAAAUAUGAGUGGAGCUGCCAGCUCAGUAUGUGGAAUGUAUUGGAUGAUGAGUUGAUCAUGUGCCUAACAUCCACAUUCCUGAUAUGUUUAUUUAGCCACAGUUGACCUCUGGAGGUAAGAUUCAAUUUCCCACGAGUACAGUUUCCCCAGAUCCAAGCGAUCUUACAGGUCUUGUGUAAUAUGCUGGAAGUUGGAAACCUGCCGAAAAGUCAGUUGUCCGGUUUGGGAGGAUAUCUGUAAUUACCUCUUCAUUGAUAGGUUUCACUACAGGGGAGGUCAAAUUGUUAACAGCUAAUUUUUCUUUUGCAGGUGUUAAAUAAAACCAAAGAGUUUGAAGAGGCUGUCAAAAAAGUGAUCAGAGAUGUUAAUUUAGACAACGACAUUGUAGUAUCAGUGUUUGAAACUAACAUAAGAGUCCUUGGGUAAGUUUGAUGCCAGAGGAAAAUAAACCACAUUUCAGUUUGUUGAGUUUUGGUACUUUCUGUGCUGCUUUUUAGUUGGAGGUGAAUAUGCCUGUUCCAUAAAUGUUUAAGAAUAAUCGAAAUGGUGCAUCUGUUACCUUAAGAAACAUGCAGCAAAAGUUGUAGUUCUAGCUUUUCCUGCAUUCAUCUCCACUUAGCUGCAAUCUUGCAUGCUCAAAUCCUUAGAAGUGUCCUUUGGUGAAAGUUUGAUAGCUGAAAUACUUUGGGCAUUUCCCACAUACUUGUGGGAAAUGUUUGGAUAAAGGCUAGAUAAGUUAAAGACCUAAAAGCUGAGAUGGCAUAAGAUUUGGAUGGCUUUAAAGUGGGAUUAGACAGAUUCACGUAUGAUAAAACUAGCAAUGGAUAAAUAUUGCCUCUAUGCCCAGAAGCAACAGCCCUCUGAAUGCAAGUUGCUCGAGCACAACAGCGAGAGAGAGCUUUUGCCCUUCUGUCCUGCUUUCUUGCAGACACCUUGUUGGUUACUGUAGGAAACCAGAUCCUGGACUAAUCUAGGCUUUUAGUCUAACCUGGCAGAGCUCUUCUUAAGUUCUCAGGAAGCUACAUUCUGUACUGUAUAUUUUGCAGGAUUUCUACAUUCCAGUGGAAUGGCAGUACAGUGGUACCUCUGGUUGCAGACGGGAUCCGUUCCAGAGGUCUGGCCGGAUCCUGAGGUUUUCGCAACUGGAGAGACCACUUCUGCUCACGCACACGCGAUGGUAGAGCGCUUCUGCGCAUGCGCGCGCGGCAAGAACCCGGAAAUAUACUUCCAGGUUCGCCACUUACGUAUCCUGAAGUUUACGUAACUGGAGGGAUACGUAAGCGGAGGUACGACUGUAUAUACCGUAUUUUUUGCUCCAUAAGACGCACCAGACCACAAGAUGCACCUAGUUUAUGGAGGAGGAAAACAAGAAAAAAAUAUAUAUAUUCUGAAUCUCAGAAGCCAGAACAGCAAGAGGGAUCGCUGCGCAGUGAAAGCAGCAAUCCCUCUUGCUGUUCUGGCUUCUGGGAUAGCUGCGCAGCCUGCAUUCGCUCCAUAAGAUGCACACACAUUUCCUCUUACUUUUUAGGAGGGAAAAAGUGAGUCUUAUUGUGCAAAAAAUACGGUACAUAGCCCCAUUUUAAACGUCUUCUCCAAAAGUGAAGAGCAUUUAGACCUGUUGACUUUAUUCUCUGCUACUCGACUUACAUACAUUUGGAACUGAUACAGAUCAUGUUUUGUAAUGGUUAGGGUGUUGGUUUAUGAGCUAGGAGACUGGGGUUCGAAUCCCCACUCAGCCACUAAGUUCACUUGUUGAUCUUGGGUCAAUCGCUGUUUCUCAGCCUAAUCUACCUCACAGGGUUGUUCUGAAGACAAAACGGGGGUGGGCAACCGUGUAUACCACCUUGAGCUCCUGGAAGGGAAUGGGAAAUGUAAUAAAUAUGUGAAAUAAAUGUGCUAACCACAGCUUAAGGAUGCGGUUUGUAGGGAGAUGUAGUCAAUCCUCCCCACCCUGCUAUUCUGCUCUGCUGCAGUGGUGUCUGGGGUCAAUGCCAGCCCCAGUUGAGAAAGUGCUAAUGCUUGAACGUUUGGCACCAGCCCUUAAGCAAUACCAUGUUUGAGCUCAGUAUUUUUAUGUGCUGAAUUUCAUUGUUGUCCUUUCUGUGUAUUUAGAGGUCUUUUAGGUGGGCACUCAGUAGCAAUCAUGUUGAAAGAGAAGGGCGAAGACAUGCAAUGGUACAACGGAGAACUUCUGCAUAUGGCAAAACAGUUGGGCUACAAGCUUUUGCCAGCUUUUAACACCACCAGCGGUCUUCCAUAUCCACGAGUAAGUAUAUAAUGUAUUGUGAGGGCAGUUGAGAAUUUUGUUUCUUGUUGAUUUAGAUAUAAAUUCUCAUAGAAUCCUAGAAUUGUAGUGUUGGAAGGGACCACAAGGGUCAUCUAGUCCAAUCCUCUGCAAUGCAGGAAUCUUUUGCCCAAUGUGGGGUUUGAACCCAAAACUCUAAGAGUAAGUGUCUCACGUUCUACUGACUGAACUAUCCCAUGGUAUAUUUUCAUAUCUCUUGAUUGCAAGAUGUAAAUCUGUUCAGAAGUAUACGAUACCAGUUAAUCCUGUUUGUAGCUUAUUUCGUAUUUAAAACAAUUGCCACCAUUUUUCUCCUGUGCCCUUUAUUAAAUAAUUUUCAAGUUCUCUGUUCCAAGCACGCUGUAUGCAUGAAAGUCAGGAAUACUGCCAGAGUUUACUGUGAACUUGCUGUUCUCUCCACUCUAAAUGACAAGCUGUUCUCGAACUCAAAGCACCACAGAUUUCGGUGUUGGGAACUGCCGCCGCAAACUUCAGAAACGAUUAUAUCUACACGCAGGUGGCAGCAGUGUCUGGGUGUAAAUCGGCAAAAUGUCUGGGAAAAUGCGGAUCUAUGGCAACCCAUGUUGUCAGUGUUGUUUUUGCUGAUUUUCCAUAAAAAUAGCUCAAAAAAGGUCAACAACUUUGCCCCCCACAAGCAAGCUCCACAACUGUCUUGUCCAUAUUUUCACUGUUUAAAAUAUGGCAACCCUAAGUUAUGGCCAUAGUCUAUAGGUGGUGAGCUACAUACUUAGCCCUGAAAGUUGCUUUAAAAUAGUCAUCUGGAAGUGUGCUGUUAGCAUUCCUAUUUUAGUCUAGAUGACAUAAGAUAUGUUGUAAGCAUUCUCAUGUCUAAAGCCUAACGCACCUUUACACGAUGCCAACAAAUAUAAAUGUUUUGAAUGUUGCACUUUUAUGUUUGUCAAGAUGUCUUGGUCCAUAUUGUCAGGUAAUGGAAACCUUAAGGAUUAAUGUUUGUAUAAAGUCUGUUUGUGUAUGUAUGGCACCAAAUUCUGACAUUUGUCUGAAAGCCAGCUUACCAUCUGUUCCUGGUGCCUCGGGUACUUUGCUUUUAAACUCUAUCCAGAACUCAAGGAACGUGUUUUUCUUGCAGUUUCCAUAAGUUGCGUUUUAUCUGUCAAUGAUUGCUUAAUUUACUACUGUAGCAGUAAACGGUUUUGGUGCCUUUUCUUCUAGGUUAACUUAAAAUUUGGUGUAAGGAGUCCAGAAGCUCGAACAGGAACAGAGACUGACACUUGUACAGCUUGUGCAGGUACCUUGAUCUUGGAGUUUGCAGCUCUGAGCCGCUUCACAGGAGCAUCAAUAUUUGAGGUUUGAAUACGGGUUAUAAUUCAUCAUUCCUUGUUUAAUUUAUAACUUCUGUUAGUGUGGUGUUUUAUAGCAUUUCAGUGUCAGUAUAUCUAUUGCUGAAUUGGUAACUAAAUCUGUGAUAUAGGAGUUUAGUAAAUGGUCUCUCUGUCUAUUUGGAGGCUUUGCGAUAAAUAUUCCAGAAAUUCUGUACUUGGAUUGCUCUGUAAUGGAUAUUUUCUUAUCAGUGUCUUGUUUGUUGCACUCUAAUCAGUAUUGUAAACAUCUUGGCAUAAACUCGAUGGUAUAAGCAGCAGUUUAUUGUUAAACCUUUGUAUAAAAUAAGCUGCUAUUUAUUGGCAUGUGUUUGUAUUUAUGGUGUGCAUUGCACUUGCAUCAAGGAAGAAACCAAUGUUUUUUUCUCUUAUGGUGUGCUGAUUAUGUUGAUAUUGAUUCCCAACAGUAGCAACCCCAAUAUUCUUGUAGCUUUGCUCUACUAUAGCAAAAUAGACUGAACGCUGGACCAAAAUUUCUCCUAAAUAAUACCCAAAUUGCCUUAAGGUAUUCAGUCUCUCUCUUCCCCCUCCCCCUUACAUUGUUAAUAGCUUUGCUUGUGGAAUUGUUUGCUAUCUAUUACUAUCUGGGUAUUAUGUGAGGCUUAGGGCUGCCUUGUAAUUUGGCAGUUUUCUAGUUGCUUGUGACAGUAGCAAUUUACACAGGGUAGCAUCUAAAGGCUGUGCAUUUGGCACUUUGGUAAUUUCCUUCCAGUCUUAAAGAAUGACUAGUUCUUAAACUGGAAGGGCUGCCGUUCCAGCUGAUGGAUAGAAUCUCCAUUAACAUAUGUGGAAUCAGGAAUGAAUAGCCAUUAUUGGCAGCAAAGAGUGGAAUAACUGUGAAAGCAGAGAAUUGCUUUUGGGUGAUUAACAUUGAUUAUGUUAAUCUAUGCCAGGGGUCGGCAAACUUUUCAGCAGGGGGCCGGUCCACUGUCCCUCAGACCUUGUGGGGGGCCGGACUAUAUUUUGAAAAAAAAAAAAAAUGAACAAAUUCCUAUGCCCCACAAAUCACCCAGAGAUGCAAUUUAAAUAAAAGGACACAUUCUACUCAUGUAAAAACACGCUGAUUCCCAGACAGUCUGCGAGUCGGAUUUAGAAGGCGAUUGGGCCAGAUCCGGUCCCUGGGUUUGCCUAUCCAUGAUCUAUGCUCUCCAUAGACUCAUUGGACUCAAUUGGUAAGUUACCUAAUUCCAUGAUAUCAGUGGGUCUGACUUACUCCUUUGUACCUUAAUUUAGCUAUGCAAAAUACUUCAGAGCUCUCUAAUUAUAAAUGUGGAAUGAAUUGAUACACCAGUUGUUUGCAUCAGAUGUAUUUUUUCCCCCAUUUUUACCAUUGUAUUUAAACAGCAUUUAACUGGAAAUGUUGACUUUGUUUGCUGCAGGAAUAUGCACGGAAGGCACUUGAUUUUCUUUGGGAGAAAAGGCAACGCAGCAGCAACUUGGUGGGAGUCACAAUUAAUAUUCAUACGGGUGAUUGGGUCCGCAAAGGUAUGGCACUUUGCAACUGUGUGCCCUCUGUGGCUCAUGCAGAAAUGGGAAUUUGCAAAGCAUCUAUGCAAUCUGGAACCUCUUUCAUGCUGGGGAGGCCUGUAUGCUUGACCCUGACAUGAGAGACCUAGGAUUUGUCAGGCUGCAGCCUAAUAAAUCAGUGGUUAACCUUUUAAAUGUAUGGGCUGUAAAUAAGAUGAGCUGCUUGUUUUGUUUUUUUUAAAUGAUAUUUAUUGAAAAUUUUUUAAAAUUACAGAAAAAGACAAAGCAGAAAAAGAAAAAACAAAAAAGAAAAAGAAAACAAGCCAUAUCCAACAAUACAAAUUCAAAAAACAAAAAUACACCACAAACAGAUAAAAAUAAAACCAUCAUUCUCAAAUCUUCAACUUUCAUUACCUUCUUUCUUUGACCUCCUCCUCCUCCCUUUUUUUGUAUCCUAGUUAAUAAUUGUCGCAGCAAAUCCUUUCCAUAUUUCAUAAUAUUCUGUCAUUACAUUACCUUAAUCUAUUUUUAUCUUAUCUUAUAAAAAACCUUAAAACUUAAAACUUAAAUCUUAUUUUUACCCACUUCUCAUAACCAUAAUAUUCUUGCCUAAUUCUUUAAACACUUUUGCUAGAGCCAAGUAAUUUCGUUCCAACAUUUUUCUAACAGUCAUCAAUUUUAUAAAACAAUCCUAGUGAUAAGAAAAAGAAAUAGAAGCAAUCCAAUCUUCAUCCAGCGUCCCUUCCUCCUGGUCCCAGGUUUUGUCAGUCCUUUUUAUCCCAUCGAUCUAGCGCAUUAAGAUGAGCUGCUUGUGGCUGCUUCCACCUGUUGCUCCCCUUAGUCUUAUUUGGUUCAACCAUCUUUACCUAAAGAAGGGUAAACACUCCUGCAAGUAGAAGAGCAAAUAAAAGGAAUUGUGACUGCACAUUGAUGGAAGCGUUUCAUGCAGAUGAACAGAAUGCUAGAAAAGUAUUUCCUUAAACUACACUGUGGCCUGGAUCAGGCCUGCGAAGCUGUGUGAAGUGGACUGCCAGUCCCCAUCGUCUUCCCUGUCGGGAGUGCUGGCCGCCUUCUCCACACCCAGCAAUGGUGGGGAAAUAGUCCCACUGCAGCCAUGGAGAGGGCUAAACCUUUUCUCUCGGUCCAGCACAGUGAUGGGAAUGAAUGUGGGGUGUGAAUGAAUGAACAAAUGAAUGACUGAAUGACUGUGUUGUAUUCAUGGCUGUGCAUGUGUGGUAGAACCAGGGCAGAACUAUUUUAGCUGCACCUACCUGUGUGCGUUUGCUGGCAGGUAGCCCUCGAAGAGCUGGCAAGCUGGAAGGUGCCCAUCAGGGUGGCAAAGACUACCCACCCCUGUUCCAUGUGGAUUUUUUUAAAAUAAAACAGAAAAUAUUGUAUUGUGCUGAGUGCAGUUUCUUUGUUUAUUUCUUGGCUGCACUCUUAACAGGGGCUUCUUUCGCAGGAAUGAAAACUAGUUGUAAGGUCAAUCUUAAAUAUAUAACAGGUUUUUCCAUCUUUUUCCUAGAUAGUGGUGUUGGAGCAGGUAUAGAUUCAUAUUACGAAUAUUUAUUAAAGGCUUACGUCUUGCUUGGAGACGACAGUUUUCUGGAAAGAUUUAACACGGUAAGUCUCUUGCAUGAGACUCAGGGGUUGUGCAUUUCAUGAGGUAUAACUCAUUCCUAAGAAGCAACCACUGGUCAGUGUAUCUGCUUGCCAUAAAAGUCCAUCUGGCUCCAGACAUGAAUAAAUCUACAGGAAGGGCUUGUAAAAGGAUUCCCCUUGAAUUUAAUUGAGUAUCCCUAUUCAAAGUGGCUUAGUGGUGAAAUAUUGGCUACAAUAUUUCUGAGGAGAUUUCACCCCUCCCAUAUCCAAGAAUCUGCUGAUGUUCUCUGCUGAUUCUCCAGAGAGGAGGGGGCGUUUUCUGCUCUCUACUUAUUCCGCUCCAGCCUCACAUCAAAGAGAGAGAGAGACUGAGUGUUAGAGAGAGAUCGUGUGUAUAGGUAAGGUUGCUGCUAAGAGCAACUGCAGACACCCAGUGCAGUUCAGCAUUUUCGCAUAGACCUCAUUUAGCUCUGUACAUAGUUGUGUAUUAUAGUUGUAGAUAGAAUAAAAGUAGUUAUUCUAGAGAGCUGCUCUCUGAGUCGUUUAUGUUCUGCUAUACUCUGUUGUACUCUGCUGUGCAACGACUGUCUUAUUGGAGUGCAUCGGGUGCUCACAACUCUAAGCUGUGAGUCCACAGCACUUUGACCUGUUCCUGUGCAGAAGGUGGUCUCUGGAAGUGCUACCCAGCUUGCCUAGCCCAGUCGGGGCUGAAGUGGAUGAGUCCAGUUGGUGGCACUGGCUCAAGGGCGAUGCUGACAGAUGCAAUAUAUUUGCGAAACAUGAAGACUGGACUGUGUUGCUUUUUAUUAAAGCUAAUCUCUCUCGGUAAAACGCUUUUCAGGUGAAAGGCUGCUAGCCUCCUUACAUGAACUCUUGAUGCAUCAACUUUAAAAUACUUAAACAAAUUCCAGCAUCAGAUGUAUAGCUUAAAUGUGGAUGUCACCCUGACUAAAAGAUUGAGGGAAUUUACUGAGCAGCGAUGUGCUAAAGGCAGAGCAGCUUAUGUGUCACAAUCCGGCUCAAACACGAAGGGAGGAUAAAACAAUCUGUGUGAUAUUUAGCAAUUUUGUUAUAUGGCAGGGCUGUGGGAGCUCAAGUUUUAAAUCAUUCAAAGAGGAACAAGAAAUUCCUGGAAUGACACCCCUCCUCUCCAGCCUUCCUGCCUGUUUAAUUUCAUUUAAUGAAUGCACUUCACUAAAAUUAUCCAACGUUAAGCCAAACAUGGCAGAAAUUUCACCCCUUGCUGUUGCGGUCAGUUGCACGAGUCCUUUCCACCCUCGUUUCUCAGCUGGACUCUUGUUGAUUAGGACUUACUCUCCUGUUAAUUCUCUUGUGUGGUUCGGUGUCCUCUCAGCUGUUUUGCAUGACGUUAAGGAGAGGCGAGUGCAACAUACAAUUUAGUGUGUUUAGAUCUUAACUUUGCAAAUGAAUUUGGUAUGAAAAAUGAAUGUGGACUCACCAGGGUCUGAUGUUUUGCAGCAUUAUGAUGCCAUAAUGAGAUACAUUAGCCAACCACCUCUCCUGCUUGAUGUGCACAUACACAAACCAAUGCUUAAUGCUCGGACCUGGAUGGACUCACUACUAGCAUUUUUCCCUGGUUUGCAGGUAAGCUUAUCAGAGAUGCAGAGUAGAAAUUUCUGUGGCUGGGAACGCAUUAGGAAUAUCAUUACAUAAACAUUGUUUAAUUCACAGGUUCCUCUAUGCACAUGAGUACUCUUGGAAAUAUCUGGUUUGGCACCUAAGAUUUCCAGAAAGCAACUUUAUCAAAGCUGUACCUAAAUUUGAGCUAAUAACUUUAACGCUAAGAAUAUAAACAUAUGGCCAACCUGACAGACCAAACCAAAUAUAUGUUAAGCACUGGUUUCAGCACAUAUGUACACAGUACACAUGAUUUUCUGACUUUUGCUUAAUUAACCAAGUGCCAUUCUGCUCUCUCAUGUUUCCUUGUCUUACGCCGUGGCCUGUGUAAGAAAAAGUAAUAACCAUGGGCUUGGGGCAGGUGGUGGGAGAUAUGGAAUCGGUCAUUAUCUGACAGGAAAGGGGCAUAUCUAAAUGGCCUUACAUUGGUACUAUCUGUUUGGAUUAUAGGUCUUGAAAGGUGAUAUCAGACCAGCUAUAGAAACUCAUGAGAUGCUGUAUCAGGUGAUAAAAAAGCAUAACUUUCUUCCAGAGGUAAGGCGGUAGGCUUGUAUUAUUAUCAUUGUGGGGAUAAUAAUAAUACUGGGAAAGGGGCGAUGUUGAUUUCUAAUUACUGAUUAGUCAUUCAUGUGCUAAUCAGCAUCCCUUUGCAUAUUUUGAUCUUCUUUUUUUAACUUUCUGUUCCUCCUGUAGGAACUGGAGGCUAGUGCAUUUCUUGCCCAUAUGGUUGACCUUGAUAUUUCCAUGCAUCGAAAGUUGUAAAUAUAUCAAGGAUUAGGAUUAAAAAGGUUAAAAGAAUGGAAAAAUUGGUUUUUAAUAGGUUAAAACUUAAUGUUAUAAUAUAUUAAGAUUAAGGAUUGGGAUUAAAAAAGAGGGAAAGAAAUUGCUGGAUUAACAAACUGAAUUGGAAUACAAAAGAGGGAGGUAUGAGGAGGUCCGGGAAAUAAGUAAAUGUAAAAGAAGUCAUGAAAAGACGGAAUUUUUUUAAAUUGUUUUUUCUUUUUUCUUUGUUUUUUCUUUUUUCCUUUUGUAUUUUGUAUUGUGUAUUUUUCUUUUUAUUCUUAAAUUUUUCUUUUUUAUUAAUGUGAUUCUUUCUUUGUGAAACUAUAAUAAAUAUUGUUUUAAAAAAAAAAGAUAUUUCCAUGCAUCGCUACAUCUGCCUGCAAUUCCUUUUUUCAUAUUUGCGCUCAUUUGUUCACAUAAUAGUUGCACAUGAAUGGGGAGAGACUGGUUUAGUGUCUCAUCCGAACCAGCACUCCUGCUUCUUUCCAAACAAAAUGCAAUGUGGAAGCCAGGGUUUGGCUAAUGUGUCAGCAUGACAGUGAUUCCAACCCAGAUAUUCAACUCUUAACCAUUUUAUCCACUACAUCACACUCAUACAGUGAAAAGCUUUGCCAUAUGUUCACAACUCAUUUACUUUCGAAUCUAGUUUUAUGAGUGGUAUCCAACUAAGUCUUAUUGAGUAUUUCCUUUGAAAUCAUUGGACAUAUCUAAAGUCCAUCAAUUUUAGUAAAUCUACUCAGAAUAGGACUAAUUGGAUGCUAUUCUAUAUCUUGGUCUCUUUCCUUUCCCUGUAUCUGAGAUUGUGACCCAGUGGUCUCCCAGGACGAGAGCCCGGGAGACCUUGGCCUAGCAUAGAGUUGUCAUGUUUGAGUGAACUUUGCAAACUUCUCUUGAUAGCUAAUCUGUAACAGGGGAAUAAUAAAAUAGCACCCAACAUAUUGGGAAUGCUAUUUUCAUCCACACAAAACCCUUGUGAUGUAGAUGAUUACUCCUCAUUUUACAGGUGAGGACUACCGCAAAGGAAAACACCUGCCUGCCUGGCUAACAGGGACUGUUUGAUAAGUUUUUAGGCACCAGGCAAAAUGUUUUUUUUUUACCAGAUCUUUGGCUGAUUAACAUUCUCUGUCCUUUAAAAUGUGUGGGUGGGGGUGGGGUUAUCGCUUUUGUUCUGUUCUUGUUUUUAUUAUGUAUUUUGUGUUCUCAUUUUGUAUUUUUAUGUUGUGAACCGCCCUGCAAUCUUUGGAUGAAGGUGUGGUAUACUACUACUACUACUACUAAUAAUAAUAAUAAUAAUAAUAAUUAAUAGCAUUUGUGACCAAAGUACUGUACAAUUUAAUAUUUCCCUAUGUCUUUCUUCUUUUCUCCUUCAGGCUUUCACAACAGACUUCCGGGUUCACUGGGCUCAACAUCCUUUAAGGCCAGAAUUUGCAGAGAGUACCUAUUUCUUGUAUAAAGUAAGAUUUCGUUCUUCCAAUUCAAGGUGCCUUAAAUCCUUGAAAAUCUUAGGAAAGGAAUUGAAAAUGUUAACACCUUUUUAUGACACUGUGAUGCAGUUGCACUAAAAUACUUUGUACUGAAGUGGAUGCUUUAUCUCAAGAAGAAUAUUAUAGGCGCAGAUAAGGUACAGAAAGAGGAAUCUAUAGUGGUUAAGAAUAUGCAGCAACUUUCCCAUAAAGAAAGACUAAAGAGAAUUAGGUUUGUUAGCUUAGAACGAAUGAAUUAACUGGGGCUUGGGGGCAGGAUAUGAAAGUAUUUCAAAAUCAUGAAUAGUGGGAAGAGAUUUUUCUCUUUCACUUGCUCUGAAAUUAUGCCAGCAGGUACUACUACACACAGCCUCUAACCUUAGAUGGCUUUGAAAAAGGAGGCCUAUUGAUGAUUAUGAACUGGGAUAGCUAAGCGCAGCUUCCAAACUGAAAGGUAAUAUAAGUAGGAUUGUUAUCAGAUGCUUAGGGCAAGCAGCAGAGAAUGGUAAUUUCCAUCUAUACUUCCUCCCUGGGCUUCUGAUUCGUCCCUGUUUGUGGUGCAGGUUGACUGUACUUCUGGUCUUCUUAUGCAUGGUCAAGAACAAUACUUAUGCAGUGCAAGUAUUUUUAACAAUAAGAUGAGCUUGAGACUUUCUAACUUGUUGCACAAAAUAAAGGAGCUUUCUAUUGAGGCUGGGAAGCCCCUUGAAUUGCUGACUGCAAACAGUUUCUCAGCUCUGUUCUCCCUCUGAGAAUAUUCUUCUGUCCAGGCUAGUAUGUAUUUAGCAGUGCUGUUUGACUUUAAAUCCAAGGCUUUAAAAUGUGUGCAAAGUCAAAUAUCAAAGUAUAACAACAGAUAAGAAUGUAAUGUGUGUAUAGCGUAUCUCUAGGAGUAAGUGCAAAAAAUCUUCCUUUAAAAACAGGCUACUGGAGAUCCUUACUACCUAGAAGUAGGAAAAACACUAAUUGAAAACUUAAAUAAAUACGCUCGUGUACCUUGUGGAUUUGCUGCUAUGAAGGAUGUUCGUACUGGAAGCCAUGAAGACAGGUAAUUAGCUGAAAAGCGUUGCUAGGUUUUGCUAAUUUAAUCUUGCAACUGUGCAUUCAUGCUGGUAGGAUUUCUUUGUACAUUAAAUCUUCUCUGGCUUAAUACUUUAGUAAAAGUUAACAAGUGCUUCAUGAUUUUUAUUUUAUUAAGAGAUAUAUGUGUGUGUAUAUAUAGGGAUGCGGGUGGCGCUGUGGGUUAAACCACAGAGCCUAGGACUUGCUGAUCAGAAGGUCAGCGGUUCGAAUCCCCGUGACGGGGUGAGCUCCCGUUGCUCAGUCCCUGCUCCUGCCAACCUAGCAGUUUGAAAGCACAUCAAAGUGCUUUCCCGCUCCAGCGGGAAGGUAAACGGUGUUUCCGUGCACUGCUCUGGUUCACCAGAAGUGGCUUAGUCAUGCUGGCCACAUGACCUGGAAGCUGUACUCCGGCUCCCUCGGCCAAUAAAGCGAGAUGAGUGCCGCAACCCCAGAGUCAGUCACGACUGGACCUAAUGGUCAGGGGUCCCUUUACCAUAUAUAUAUAUAUAUAUAUAUAUAUAUAUAUAUAUAUAUAUAUAUAUAUAUAUAUAUAUAUAUGUAUGUAUAUAUAUGUAUAUUGGAUCCUCCUCAAGGCACCUAACUUAAGUAUUUAACUUGUUAAUGUAUUUAACAAUAGACAUUUAAAUAGCAUGAAAACAAGGGCUUAGAUCUGUCCCUGGGGGUGGGGGGCGGCGCUGGGCGGCUGCUUUCUCCAACCCUGCCCUAAGAGGCUGAAUUUCACUGUUGCAUGUGUGAGGCAGAGGAAUGCCUCAUCUGCAAAGAGGCAGGGGAAACAAGACCAGGGAGCUGGCGAUCCUCGGCCAGUUGCUCAUGGACAAUGGGAGCUUGUGAAAUCCAUCGUCGUCUAAAGGGGCAGAGUUUGGGGGACGAAUGUGGGGGGAGAGAGAAAAAUAACCAAACACAAAGGGCGGCUAGUUAUUUAGAGGUUCUUAAGAGGCUGUAGAAAUGUAAAAUGUACUUUAUCAGUUUACAUUCAUCUUCUGUACUUCUCUUGCCCCAAGACACCAUUGCCUGCUGGGUUAUUGGCCAGUUUUAUUACUUCUGUGCAUUAAACCAGAAAUUUUACUGUUUUGUUGACAUGCCCAGAUCCCCUUUUGUUAUGUCCACACUGGUUUUCUUGCCCCUCUAAUAAACGAAACUACUGUCUUGUUAAAAAACACACACACACACACACAAAACAAGGGCUUAGAUCUGAACAACUACAGGUGGGAGAAUAGUGCUGUUCUGUAAACUUGUGCAACCCUAACGGAAGACGAAUUGCAGGCAUGGGGAACUUCCUGCCUCAUAAUAACGUCAGGUGAUCCCACCCACCUGACAGAAUUGCUGUCAAGGAAGUUCGGAUCUGGCCCACUAGCCAGAAAAAGUUUCCCACUCCUGUUGUGGCAUAAUUGGGGGGAAAUCAAAAGGUCUUCAAGCUUGUAGAUGCAGAAGAAGUUGGGGUCACUUUUCUCACAGCAGAAACAGCCCUUCUAUGAACAGAAAUAGCUGUCUGCUAGUCAAAAGGCUUUUUUGGGGGGUCCAAGCCCUCAUCAGAAGCAGAAAAUAAGGUGACAACAUCAAAAUAGCAUACAAAUAAUUGAAGGCACAGCCAAACUGGACUGAGUUGCUGCGAAAUGUCAAUAAGGAGGCGGUCAGACUAGGCCCUUGGAGGAAGAAGUUCUGCCACUAGAUGCGGCAUCAGAGAAGGCCCGUAAGAUUCUGGCGCAGAGCAGGAUUUCUAUCAGAGACCUAAGUGGGUGGGCAGGAUCACAUGGGACUAAGCAAUCCUUUACGUGAAAUUCUUGCUAUUUAAGUCUUUAGCCAUGUAUGCGUUCUUUGGAAAAACUUAGCGAAGUUCUCCCCAUUAGUUGUCAUUUUGACUUUACUCCAAAGUAUAUCUUGUUUUUCAUUUUGUUGCUAGUGAUACAGUCGUACCUUGGUUUUCGAACAGCUUAGUUCUUGAACGUUUUGGCACCCGAAAGCAGCAAACCCGGAAGUGAGUGUUCCGGUUUGCAAUCUGUUUUUGGAAGCCUAACGUCCGAUGGGGCUUCUGAUUGGUUGCAAGAGCUUCCUGCAGCCAAUCAGAAGCCGCGCUUUGGUUUCCAAACGCUUUGGAAGUUGAACAGACUUUCGGAAUGGAUUCCGUUUGACUUCCAAGUACGACUGUGUAUCAAGAAGGGAAAAUGAUACUUCAGUCUAUUUAUUUCUUCCUUCUAGGAUGGAUUCUUUCUUCCUGGCUGAAAUGUUUAAAUAUUUAUACCUGCUCUUUGCUGAUAAGGAAGACCUGACUUUCGAUAUAGAAGACUAUAUCUUUACUACAGAAGCUCAUUUGCUACCUCUCUGGCUAUCUACUGCAAACCAAACGGCCCCUAGGAAAAACAUUGUGAGUGUUGCUUCAUAUUUUUGAAUUGAUUUAAUUGCAGGCUAGUUUUAUCUUCCUCUGUAAAAGUAACUCUUAGAAUAUUUUUAGAUUAUUCUUCCAUUGUUGCACAAACUGUCAUGCUUUGCUGUUUAUGCAAACGUAAAUUAGGUAAUGAGUUUCUAAAUGAAAAUAUGGUCUUUUGUAACUGAUUCCUUACAUAGAAUCAUAGAAUUGUACAGUUGUAACAAUAUAUUGUUUGACAUUUUAACGCUGCAUAUUCCUUUUUGUGGUUGGAAGGUUUGUAAUUGUGCUUUCCUUGCAAACACAUUUGGAUAUUGUGACUGCGCAUGGUUAAAGAAAGAAAGAGAAGACAACGCUUAAAUUCUCCCUCUUUCCCCCUUUGCAGACUACAGAAUACACAGAAUUGGAUGAUAGCAACUUUGACUGGACAUGCCCCAACACUCAGAUCCUCUUUCCAAAUGACCCAAUGUAUGCUCAGAGCAUCAGGGAACCUCUGAAAAAUGUGGUGGACAAGAGUUGUCCUAGGGGUGUUUCCAGAGCGUAAGAUCAUUUAUACCUUUCAUAACUAUGUGAUAGGUAAAGGUAAAGGCACCCCUGACCUAAUAUUAGGUCCAGUUGCGGACGACUCUGGGGUUGUGUGCUCAUCUUACUCUAUAGGCCGAGGGAGCCGGCGUUUGUCCGCAGACAGCUUCUGGGUCGUGUGGCCAGCAUGACAAAGCAGCUUCUGGCGAAACCAGAGCAGCGCAGGGAAAUGCCAUUUACCUUCCCGCUGGAGCGGUACCUAUUUAUCUACUUGCACUUUGACGUGCUUUCGAACUGCUAGGUGGGCAGGAGCUGGGACUGAGCAACGGGAGCUCAGCCCGUUGCAGGGAUUCGAACCGCCAACCUUCUGAUCGGCAAGCCCUAGGCUCUGUGGUUAAGACCACAGCGCCACCCGCGCCCCUAACUAGGUGAUACAGCUGCUUAUAUUGAGCUGAUAUACUUUUAUGCAUUGACUAACACAUAAUGAUGAAAUCAUUCGAUACAGCUUGGUUUGGAUUGACUCCUUGCAAUGGAAUAUGCCUAAGGUUCUUGUAUCAGAAUUUCCCAGCCUGAUUGCGACUUGCCUAUUUGUAAUGGAUGAUGGGAGUUGUAGUCAAAAACAUCUGCGUGGAUGGGUUUUGGCAAAGAGAGAGGAGAAAAAUGGCGUGGCAAGUGAUGCGUUUGGUGACACAGCGAGGGAAGAAUAAAAUUCACACCCUCACUUAGGCAGUGUGCAGUAAGAGAAAGCAAGGCUUGGGUUUCAGCCUGCCAACUUCCAGAAGCCUUUUCAUGCAUUUUAUUACCCGUUCAGUGGCCUCUGACGGCUACGCAUAGCAUAUUUUAGUCUUAUGCACCUCAUGUAUAUUAUUUAGGCACCAUCAAUUCAGUUCUUAAAAUGUAGAUGGCCUGCUUUCUCUUGCAGGGAAGAGAGUUUGGGUACCGGACCAAAGCCCCCCCUGAGAGCCAGGGAUUUCAUGGCCAGUAAUCCUGAGCAUUUAGAGAUCCUAAAGAAGAUGGGAGUCAGCUUGAUUCACCUCAAAGAUGGAAGAGUCCAACUGGUGCAACAUGCUAUUCAAGUAAGAUCUUGCCCUGUCCUAGCCCCUCAGUGUACUUGUCCUCAGUAGGAAGUUGACAUGCAGGCACUCUUAUUUUAUUUUAUUUUAUUUGGAACAAGUUGUUUCAGUUUAAUUAUAGUACAGGUCGGAGAGGUAUAAAUAUGGAUAUAAUACAUUGGAAUAAAUUAAGACUUUCCAUUAUGAACAAACUACCUGCAUAUAAAAUAAUGAUUUAUUUAGAAUUAAGAUUUUAAUUAUAAUCAUUUUUAAUUUAUAAUCAAUUCAUUUUGCUCCAGACCCUGCCAGUUUGGAUACCAAUAGCUCAUCUGAACUAUUGUCAGAAAAAAACUUCAUAAGUUUAUCCAGUGGACCCUCUAGUUACGUACUGCUCUGGAUACGUAACUUUCAGGUUACGAAUGCAGCAAACCCGGAAAUGUAUACUUCCGGGUUUCGCCGCAUGCGCAGAAGCAAUCAGACCGUGUGCGUGUUCAGAAGCGGCGCCUCUGCCUACAGACUUUUUGGGUUGCGGACAGACCCCCAGAACAAAUUUAAUUUGUAUCUGGAGGGUCCACUGUAUUUCAGUCGGACAGACCUAUAAGGGUAUUGCCCUUAAGUCAUUGAGUUUGUUUACUAAUCCUUAUACACUCACAUUAUUUAUUUUUAUUUAUCUUUAUUUUGUAUUUUGACAAGGUAAUAAUAAUAAAUAAAUAAAAAUGUGCACCCCACCCUCGAGACCAUUGUAACUAUCCAACCUCCCAAAAUUUCAACACCUCUUACGAUGGUUUGACCCCUUUCUGUUUUAGCAGUACAAAUUCUACAACUACUACAGCUAUUUGGCACUCUUAAAUUUAGGCACACAAGAAAGUAUCCGUGAAAUACUUGUCCUAAUUUCUGUGAAGCUGUUGAACAACAAGUCCUUUUUCCUGAUGUUACACAAACUAAGUAACACAGUUAUACUGUCUAGUAGUCCAUUCAAUCAUGUCUGAAUGUUUAGUGGGAGAUAGGUUUUUCAAAAUAUUUGCUAGUGGUAAGCUGUGAAGUUGAACUGAAUGUGUUUCAAAUUUUGAGGUCAUUACCAUGACAGGGCCUUUUCAGUGGUGACACCAAGGCUCUAGUACUUUCCAGGUUAGCCUUUCUCCUCACCUGUGCUGAGGACUUUCUGGCACUGAGUAGGACUGCUUUAUUCCAGAGGGCAUUUUGAAUUCUCUGAACUGUUUUUUUUACUGAGGAGUAUUGUGUCUUGCUGCUGGCAGUGUAAUGGUUCUUUUGCCUGUGUUUUUAUAUUUCUAGCAUGCAUGUGGAAUUUUAUACUGAAAAUACCCUUGGAAGUGUUGUCAGAUACAAAUAACUGUUUAUUUACUUUUUUUUAAAAAAACCAAAAACUAAUUCUAAAAUAUUUUGGCUAACGCUGGAUGUCUAGAAGUUCAGAACAAACUAAUUAGCAAGUUUCCUCAGGAAAUACUGUUGCAUGUUUUGUCUGCAGGGUUAGAAUGAAAAAAUGCUAGAUAUUGCUUACUUUUUCAUUAGGCAGCAAGCUCACUCGAUGCGGAGGAUGGUCUACGGUUCAUGCAAGAAAUGAUUGAGUUGUCCAGUCAACAGCAAAAAGAGCAGCAGCUACCUCCUCGUGCUGUUCAAAUUGUUUCCCACCCGUUCUUUGGCAGAGUGGUUUUGACAGCUGGGCCUGCGCAGUUUGGAAUGGAUCUCUCCAAACACAAAUCAGGGGUUCGUUCUGUUUUACAGCCUUGUGAUUAAAAAAAACACCACUUGUAUGGUUUAUACAGAACUUAUGGGAAAUUGUUAACAUACAGAAAUUUAAUGUAUCUAAAAGAAAGAGUUCCAUAUCAUUUUAUUAAGUUUUCUGUUUUACAAUUUAAAAUACUCAUUUAUACAUCCUUAAGAUAUCAAUGACUUCCCUUCUUCUCUUUCGUGGUUUACUUUACAUACAUAAAUCCCUGUAUAUAUAAACUAUACCAUUCAGUAUUCCAUUAUUGCAUCCAUCAAAACUUGUUGAAUUUAUCUUAAUGCUGCCAGCGUUUUCAGCUGUACACAGUUAUUUCCCAUAUAUUCCAUAAAUGUUUUCCAAUCUCUUUAAACGUAUGUUCUCCCUGUUCUCUUAUUCUAUAUGCUAAGUCUAAAAAAAACAAGAAGAGGAGUUGUUCUAGAAGCCCCCUAAGUCAAGAAAACAAAGCAACUCUGAAUAACUAAGGCCAAAAACAGGAAAUGGAGUGGAGGGGAACAGUCUGAAUAGCUGCUGGGCAAGAUUGUUUUAUGUAUGAAGCCAAUUGAGGCUCCCCCUUUUGCCCACCAGGCCAUUUGCCCCAAACCAUACCCACCCAUCCCAUACCUGACAGCGUAUGUGAUGUCAGGUGUGGGGCAGAUAGAUGGAUCUGGCUGGAAAGCGUGAUUGAACUUCCUGCGCAUCAGCUGAUGCAUGAUUUGUUGCAGGCAACACGUUUUUAUAAAGUGCAGUAGCUUCAAAUGCCACUAUUCUGAUUUAGCAUGCAAUGAAUUAUCCUACUGGGAUAGUUCAGUCGGUAGAGCAUGAGGCUCUUAAUCUCAGGGUUCGAGCCCCACGUUGGGCAGUAGAUUCCUGCAUCGCAGGGGGUUGGACUGGAUGACCCUCAGGGUCCCUUCCAACUUUAUGGUUCUGUGAAUGAGUUCUGCAAUAACUGCCUUCACUGCAGUUAUUGGGCACAAUCCAGUGCAGUGUGCCGAAGCUGUUAGAUUUCACUGGGUUUAAGAGCGCUAGCCCUGAGUUGGAUGAUGAUCACUGCCGGAUUUACAUAUAAGCUAAACAAGAUAUAGCUUAGGGCCACACUCUCAUGGGGGCCCCCAAAAAAUUUAAAGAAAACCUGGAUGUACGAUUCCAAAAUAUAAGAUAAAAAACAAAUAAAACAAAACUUACAUACAGCAGAAGUGUUUUGUGUUGUGUGGGCUCUUAUGAUGUAAGUAAUGCGCCCCGCCUGCUAGCCUGCUCCCUAAAAUAUCACUGGUUUGCUCAUUUGUAUAUAUAGGGUGCCUACAUUCUGCAUGUGCAAAUGGCUUUAGAUGCCUAUUAGGUCCAUAAAUGACCAUAUAGCAUAUAUUCAAAAGAAACAAUAGUGACACUUUGUUGUUGACAGGGGACAGCUGGACAUAUAAAGGGCCCCAUUACCUCCAGUAGCUUAGGGCCCCAUCAAACCUAAAUCUGGCCCUGAUGAUGAUGGUUGUAUUUCCUAGUAUGCUCUUCAUAUAUUUUAGUGCAAAAAAUGCAAAUGUUUACAUGCUUGAAUACCGUAUACUAAAGCCUCUCACCUCUUCAACAGGCAAGAGGAUUUGUUGCAGUCAGUAAACCAUAUAAUGGAUGCUCUGAGAUCACCAACCCUGAAGCGCUGAAGGAUAAAAUUGCUUUGAUGCAAAGAGGCCAGUGCAUGUUUGCUGAAAAGGCACGGAACAUCCAAAAAGCUGGGGCUAUAGGUGGCAUUGUUAUUGGUAAGUGAAACAGAAAACUUAUAUAAAGGUUUUUUGGCUAACAGUGAGACACUUGAAAUGUUAAGGCAGGUGUGACUUGUGCACUUUAAUAAUUUUAAUGUGAACAAUUUCAACGUGCAUCCCAGCCUAUCUAUAUAAUAUUUAUUUACAGUCAUAUCUUGGGUUACAGACGCUUCAGGUUGCGUUUUUUCAGGUUAUGGACCGCCGAAACCUGGAAGUACCGGAACGCAUGCGCAGAAGUGCCGAAUUGCAACCCACGCCUGCACAGACUCGUCGCUGCAGGUUGCAAACGUGCAUCCCGCACGGAUCACGUUCGCAACCCGAGCGUCCACUGUAUUUAAAACCUUUUUAACCUUUAUACAGUGGUACCUCGGGUUACAGACGCUUCAGGUUACAGACUCCGCUGACCCAGAAAUAGUACCUCGGGUUAAGAACUUUGCUUCAGGAUGAGAACAGAAAUCGCACAGCGGCGACAGUGGGAGGCCCCAUUAGCUAAAGUGUUACCUCAGGUUUAAGAACAGUUUCAGGUUAAGAACGGACCUCCAGAACGAAUUAAGUUCUUAACCCGAGGUGCCACUGUAUACGACCCUCCUUCUAAUUCAGUGUACAGCAUGAAGUAAUUCAAACUAUUACCCAGGUUAAGGCUUGGGUAAUGCAAAUUGUCUCAUUAAAUAAAUAAAAAAUUACCUUGGCAUUUAAAGGAUCACAGUGUGGGUGCCGCAUACUGGGUUUAUUCCAAAAACCAGGAUGCCUCACGGGUGAAAAAGCCCUUGUGGUUGAAUAAUGCAUUUCUGAUAGAGUAGGCGGUUGGUUAAGGGCGAUCAAAGACCUCAAGAUUAUCUGGUUGCCUGUAUUGCAUUCAUAUCCCACCUUUCCUGAGGAGCUCACAGUGGGUUGUAUGAGAAGAGGCACGCCUUCAAGUAUUCGGGUUCCAAGCCAUUUAGGAUUUUUAAAGAUAAGGACCAGCACCUUGCCUGUAGACAAUGAGGCAGCUAGAAGUUUAUUUAAAAUUGGAAUGUAUUAUAAGUGACGCGGGUGGCACUGUGGUCUAAACUGCAGAGCCUAGGGCUUGCCAAUCAAAAGGUCGGUGGUUCAAAUCCCCACGAUGGGGGUGAGCUCCCGUUGUUCAGUCCCAGCUCCUGCCACCAAGCAGUUCUAAAGCACGUCAAAGUGCAAGUAGAUAAAUAGGUACUGCUCCAGUGGGAAGGUAAACGGUGUUUCUGUGCGCUGCUCUGGUUUGCCAGAAGCGGCUUAGUCAUGCUGGCCGCAUGACCCGGAAGCUGUCUGUGGACAAACGCCGGCUCCCUUGGCCUAUAGAGUGAGAUGAGCGCCGCAACCCCAGAGUCAUCCACGGCUGGACCCAAUGGUCAGGGGUACCUUUACCUUUACAGUGGUACCUCGGGUUAAGUACUUAAUUCGUUCCGGAGGUUUGUUCUUUACCUGAAACUGUUCUUAACCUGAAGCACCACUUUAGCUAAUGGGGCCUCCUGCUGCUGCCGCACCGCCGGAGCACGAUUUCUGUUCUCAUCCUGAAGCAAAGUUCUUAACCUGAGGUACUAUUUCUGGGUUAGCGGAGUCUGUAACCUGAAGUGUAUGUAACCUGAAGCGUAUGUAACCCGAGAUACCACUGUAUAAGUGAAUCUGGUUGUAUUGGUCUGAAUUCUGCUAACCAGGUUUUAUACUGAUUGAAGGUCCCAAGUAACUUUCAGGUUGCACUGAGAAUUCAGUGGGUGAAAGUUAAUAUUAAUGGAAACCCUACUCGUUCCACCUAGAUGACAAUGAAGGAAGCAGCAGCGACACAGCCCCUCUCUUCCAGAUGGCAGGCGAUGGCAAGAAUACAGACGACAUCACUGUGCCAAUGCUGUUUCUCUUCAACAAGGAAGGCAGUAUUAUCCUUGAUGCCAUCCAGGAAUAUGAAGCUGUAGAAGUGCUGCUUUCUGACAAAGCAAAGGACAGAGGUAAGAGCGAAAACCAUGUUAGCGUGUGAAAGGUGGCCCCGGCUCAGUUAAUUCAGUCCAAAUUUCAGCACCAGAGAAUAUAGAAACAGGAGAGAGGCCAAAAUAACAGGAUGAAUGCGAGUCUCAGGAAGAUCAGCAAACGCAUAACACAGGCAUAGGCAAACUCUGCCCUCCAGAUGUUUUGGGACUACAAUUCCCAUCAUCCCGGACCACUGGUCCUGUUAGCUAGGGAUGAUGGGAGUUGUAGUCCCAAAACAUCUGGAGGGCAGAGUUUGCCUAUGCCUGGCAUAACAGCACUAAGAUGCAAGUAGGUUCUUCUUGAUUAGGGCCAAGUUAGCAUUCUCUUUAAAGCUCCCUGGAUUUCUCCCGCCUUUUAUGUUCCUAGAAUAUUUCUCUUCAGGUGGCAACUUUCUGACCGCUGUAUCACAUUUUAUUUAUAAAAGCAUUUGGGAACUGCCCUCUCACAAAACAGCGGGUCGGUGUACAAUAAUAAUAAUAAUAAUAAUAAUUUAUUAUUUAUACCCCGCCCAUCUGGCUGGGCUUCCCCGGCCACUCUGGGCGGCUUCCAAAAGAAUAUUAAAAUACUAUAAUACAUCAAACAUUAAAAGCUUCCCGAAACAACAACAUAAAGACAUUUAAAAGCAAUACAAAGCAAUAAUUAAAAUGAUUGGCUGCUCAAGGGACAUUUUAAAGGAUGUCGUAGACCCCAUAGCAUAAUCUUCCAGAGAUGUCUGAAAGUCAAAAGCGAGGAUGCCUUUGUACGCAGGGAGGGCAUGUCAACAGUAGUCUUGUGUUGGUGUGCGGUUCCUUCAAACCAUUUUUUAAAGCAGCAGCUAGGUUAAUGAAUGAAUUGCCUUUGUAAGUUAGGAAAUUUCUGAAUUUAAAAUGCAUAUGUGCUUUUUCCCUUCUUCCUGUGCUACCCUUGGAUUGUCAGCAACUAUAUUUAAAGAUAAAAUGAUUCCAAACUACAUUAUUGAUAGCAGUAAGUAUCAAACAUCUGUAUGUCUUUGCCCCAAAUUCUGAAAGCAUUUAUCCUUUGGUAUGUUCGCUUUGACAGUGCUGAAUUGUGAUGCAAAACGAACCAGAAUUGCCUAAUCCUUGAUUCAUGAGUAGUGUAUGUUUCAAGUCAUUGAGGUGCUGUUCACAUGUUGGUCUCAUAGGUGACAUACGGACACUAAUAAUCUCUAGGAACUUUGGGGCAGAUAAACCACUUGAAAGAUCAGCCAUUGGUUAGUUCAGACUGAAAGGGUCCUUUGGGCAGCUUAUAGUAAUUGAUUUUUAGAGACCUUGGAAACCAUGCAUAUAUUUUCUUUGCAGAAAAUUUCUUUGGAAUUGUUCCAAAAAUAACUAUCAGCCUCAAACUCUCAAACCUGUGUAAUAAGAGGGUUAAUUAUGACAUUAUUAAUAGCUGUGUUUAUUUGAUAAAAGCUUGAAAACAGAUACAGCCGUACCCUGGAAGUGGAACAGCUUAGUUCCCGAACAUUUUGGCUCCUGAACAUCGCAAACCUGGAAGUGACUGUUUCGGUUAGCGAACUUUUUUGGGAAGCCAUCCGUCCUAUGUGGCUUCCAUGGCUUCUGAUUGGCUGCAGGAGCUUCCUGCAGCCAAUCAGAAGCCGUACUUUGGUUUUUGAACGUUUUGGAAGUCGAACGGACUUCCGGAACGGAUUCUGCUCGGCUUCCAAGGUACGACUGUACUCAAGAGUCAUAAACUACAGUUGUUGUUUUUUAAAUCAUUGUGUUCCUUUCCCCUCUAAGAUUUGGAAAUGGAAAGCAUGGAACAGAAGUCAUCUGAUAAUGAUUCUCAUAACCAGAGGUCAGAAGAGAUUUCAGCAGAUUUGAACUUGGUCAAUCAAGACCCAGAAGGAGAAGGUGGGUUGGAGUCACCUGCAGAGUUGGGCAGCAAUAGUGUUUCUCUUAUGGACCAGGAAUCCUGUAUCCCUAAACUCCAGGAAACUAAUAAACUCCAGGAAACUAGUAGUCAAGCAUCAGACUUGGAAAAUCACCCCGAGGAACAAUCAAAGAUUGAAACUGACUCCAAUCCCACUGAUAGCUGGGAUAAUAAUAAAGGACAGUCUAUGGAAUCAAUAUUAGCUGAUUGGAAUGAAGACAUAGAAGCUUUUGAAAUGAUGGAAAAGGAUGAACUAUAACUUCUAAUAAAGUGCUUGUGGGACUACAAAGUGGUGAACUUGAUGGAGGAUAGUAAAGACCCUAGCAUCUGAAUUUUUUUUUUUAAAAAAAGGAAUUGUUCAGUAUUGUGACGAGCAGCCAGGUUCCAUUGGCAAAAGCCAGCAUGUGUUCAAAUUUGUAUUGUUUUUGUCCCCCCUGUUUUAUGGAAAAUGGGAAUGUGCAAUUGACCCAUUUGCAGGGUUCCUUUGCAUGGUGCUGUAGCCCAGGAGGUUCAUUCAGGGAAUGAUUUGGAUUCCUCCUGCGUUCCACGUUGCUGUAAGUGAGCUUUGUCUAAGCCUUAGGAAGCAGAGAAUGAAUGAAUGAAACGGGGAUUUCAAUGCACCACUGAGUCUGGAUGGCUACUUGGGGCACAGCACAUGAUGGCUACAGGCUGGCUGUUGGCGAUGAUGCUUUUUCAAGGGUCUAUACCGUAUCUCAGAAGCCUUUUUAUGGAGACAUGGCAGAAGGUACUUCAGGCUGUGGUGGCCUUUAUAAGCGAGGGCAGAACAGCAGGCAGCUCUGACGUGUCCUGUGCCACUUAAUAUAGCGAGUGUGCUGUACCUCCUUUAUCACAUCUUCCAUUUAUUAUUUUGAAGAGCGACCAAGAUAACUUGGAUUUUUUUUUUUUAAGUUCCUAGCUCAAGUCAAGAUUGCCUUUGAUUUACAGACUAUGUGCUCGAUUAGCAAAAAAUAAAACCGCAGUUAAUUCUGAAACUUGAAUCUGAGUAAUGGGGCAUAGCCUCUUCUCUACACUCCCAUUACUUUGAUUUUGAACCUUGCACAGUGAAUCGUGAGCUAAAAUAAGCCAAACUUGCGUCCUUGCCGAUUUUCUGGGCAAGGUACCAAAUCAGAUAGUGCUGGGAUAGAAUUUAUUUCAUUUUAUUUUUUUGCAACUUUAAAUCAGCCUUACAUCAGUAACAUCUCUCUAUUCCUGUAUACAGCUUAAAUUUCUGUGCACAAAAAGGCCAGUAUGUCCAUAGGAAAGUAUGAAGUUAGUGAAAGACUGGUAUCAUGUGUAGAUUUUUUUUUUAAAAAAAAAAGUUGUAGAAAUCCUAGUGUGUUUGACAGCAAUCAUGUUUCACAAAUGUCUUAAAGUGAGCUUCUUCUUCUUUUUUUUUACAAACCUACAUGUAGCUAAAAGACAAAGAAAAACAAUACAACUGCAUCUACGCAAGACUGCCAGACGUUGCUUAUUUAUAUCCAGUCUUGAUUACGUUUGUCUUUAUUGUUCUCGGGUUUUUUGGCUGUAGGAAACCGAUUUGACACGGCACAGUAUGUGCUGUGCCUUGUUCUGCCACUUUAUGUAUAAAUGUGUUUUUGUUUUAAUUGAGAACUAGCAGAAUCCCUGUUAGGGUGCUGGGCAGUAUGUGGGGAGAGGAGGGCUUGUACCCCAGUGCUCUCACCGAAAUUCAUUCGGUGAUGGGCGUUUUUGGAGCGCACGAACUUUUUCUUAAGACAGCACUUUACAUUCCCCAUAGAAGUGAAUUAUCAACCGUUGACUUAGACAUACAUAGAGGGAGAAAGUAAAGCUGUAUCUCUUGGGAUUCUACUGGUAUGUGAACUAAACCUGCCCUCUGCUUUUGUACCCCAGUGAACUGAGCAGUUCAGAGGGCAAGUAUACCUUUAUCCGUCCAGUCCCAGAUUGCGUCAAUGUCGCGUGCAACACAAAUCCUUAGAAACUGGCUACAUAACAGUUAGGUUCAUUUCCAGUCCGAACCCGAGGAUUGAUCCUAGCACAAAAAGGUGCAAAGGCACCUUUCUAAAAAACAUCAGCCAGGUGGAAAGACCUUAUUCCUAUGGAUGAAACAGUGGUGCGAAAUCUUAGUGGACAAAUGAAUAAAAGUGUCCUUUAACUUUUUUCAAUUCUUUUUCCCAUUUGCACAUGUGAGUGUUAGAUGUGGGGCCUUCGGCAUUUUUUUGUGGAGUUCCCAGAGAUGAAUUAUGUUUAGACUGGAGGCUUUAAUUUUGUAAUGAUUAUUUUUUUUGUACGUGGACUGUUCCUUCAGGGAAUUUGAAUAGAGGCUUCUCUAAAGUGUCCUUUAGUAACUUAGGCCUAGAGCUUAGAGGAGAAUGUGUGCGUUUCGGGCCAAAUGCACUUAAUUUUAAGUUAGAACUGUAAAAAGCAAGUGGGAUGUUCUGCAUGUCUGAGUAAUAGUGCCACUCGUAAAAAACUUCUCAAUAUUAACUCUGUCCUAGGCUAUAACUUACCCCAUCAAACUGCUAUUUUCAAUAGGCCUUCAAUAGUAACGGAUCAUUUGGUGUUUCUGGUGAACUGGUGUUUCUGGUGAACUGAAUCUUUAGUCAUUGUAUCUUCACCAAGUGUUUUAGACAAAACAGCAGCUGCUAAAUUUCAUUUCUUCCUACCGAUAAUUUAUUAAGAGUGUGAGCUACCUGCUACUUAUUUGUACAUAGUCCAUAAUGUGGAUUUUUAAGUUGAUGUGUUGACAUCAAAAUAUCUGCAAACCUUUUGAGUUUUCCUCAUUAAUUCAGGGAUUAUUGAAAGAUUCCCUUGCCAUUAGAAAGGAGCAUCUGAAUGGUGGUAGAGUCUACCUCAGAUAUAGGUUGCCCUUUUAUAUAUUUUUUGUUCUUCAUCAUAGCCAUAAGCCUGUUGGACAAUAGCAAAAAAGGUUUACAUGUUAGUAGCUAAAUUUGGAGACUUGUCUUUUGGAGAGAGCUUACCAAUUAUGAGUUAAUAUCUUCAUAUCACAACAACAAAAGCCCUUUUUUUGGACAAGCAUUCCUGUAUGUGGUUGAGGCGUUCCUUGAGGAGAGGGUAUCAAAUGAGCUGGCACAAUAACAGGGUUAAUUUCUAAUCAGGAUCUUCCUAAACCUGCUGUCUUGUGCUUCUUUCGGCGUAGUUAUUUAUAGCAGGUUCAUAGAGAUCCCAGGGAAACCCUAUAGUUAGGACAACAGAGGAAACAUUCUAUGAAUGCAUAACCGUACAUCCAGAUUUUAUAAGACUUUUUACCAGCCCAAUUUACAGCCAUAUAUUUUCUUAUGAUGUAAUUUAUGAAAAGUGUAAUAAGGGGUGCUGCAACACGACCGUUGUUGGGUUUUACUGUCUGGUAAUUUUAAGUGUGUACAAUAUUCCUAAGGGCAACUGUGUACUGUGAUGUAGAAGUCUGAGCUCAAAGUGUAUAUAUAAUCCUUGUAUAUAAAAUUGUGUACCUAAUUAUAAUUGCUGAUUGUAAAGAUUUAAUAAAAUAUGUAAAUAUUCUGGUCAAA
This is a messenger RNA of Podarcis lilfordi (Lilford's wall lizard), 36352 nucleotides long. Lineage: Eukaryota; Metazoa; Chordata; Lepidosauria; Squamata; Lacertidae. The record is from the annotation of a GenBank genome assembly.